CAGCAGCUUUUGUGGUGCAGGCUCUGCACGGAGCUGUGCGGUUGCAUACCUUUUACAACUUGAUUUGACUCUCGUCAAUCGAUAUAGCAUCGCGUGCUGCAGCGCUCGCGCACCAUUAACACAAAAUCAGCACUGCCACUGCACAUUGGGCAGCAAUCAGCAGCAAAGCGCCGCACAUCAAUGGACGGAUGCAUGCAUUCCUGCUCUUCGGGCUGCUGAGGACCGGUGACUGGCAGCGCACGCGGUGCCGCACCGCUCUGUCGAUCGAGCCCGCGCCGGCGGGCUUUGUCGGGGAUGAGGACCUCGAGCCGGGCGAGCGCUGCGUGAAUGCACUGUGGGCGACGGACGAUGGCGUGCUGUUGGCGGCCGGCGCGCUGGUCUCGCAUGGUAAUGACUUCGCUGUCUGGCUUGGGGAUUCGUCGGACCCUUCGGUCGGCCCGAACCGGCAGCUGCGUGGCGCGAUUCCGCUCGCGCUCAAGCUCCUUGUGACGUUCCUCGCGACUUUUGAUUCCCCGGCGACGCGCCUGCGAGCCGUGCCACCACCACCUCCGCCGCGCAAACGGCUCGCUGAUCCGCUUGGCGGCGCGUUAAGUGCGUCGUCGGCGGCACUUGAGGCGAUCGGCUUUUGCGAAGGGAGUGACGACGACCUUUUAGUUUUGGACGACCGCGAGGCCCCGACGCAGCUCACCACGCUGGCGCUUGACGGCGAACGGGACGCGGUCCGGGCGCUGCGACUGCUUGGUGCGCGGCGCGACUGGCCGUUGCGCGACAACGAUCGCUGCCGCCUCGUCCCCGAGGCGCUCUCGCCGGACGAGGUCGAAGCGUUUCGCACCGCCGACGUACAACUCUCGGACGGCGAGGACUCGGUCGAUGGACUCCCGGAGCAACAUGCGAUGCUCGAGGGGGCGCUAGCGGAGCGCGCACUCGAGAUCGGCGCUAGGAUUGCGCGGCGCGCGCACCGUCACGACCUCGUCCCGGCCGCUGCUUUCCUCCGGCGCUACGACUCGGGCGACGCCGCUGGCCGCGCGGCGCUCGGGCCUCACUUCGACGCGCGGCCCACCGUGGCAACGGCCGUUGUUGAUCUGGACCCGGCCGCCUACGAAGGUGGCGGCUACUUCGUGCAGUCUCACCCGCACUGCUCCUCGCGUCGCCUCGUGCCGUUUGCGGCCGACGGCCGAGACGCUUGUUUGCACAACGCCGAGCUGAUUCACGGCGUAGCGACCGUGUGCGGAAUCAGAAGCUCACUGGUCGUGUGGUACAAUCGUCGCGACGGCGCGGAGAAGGAGGACGACGACCCAGACGUCCUCUUUGCCAAGGCGGCGACGCCGCCCGGCAAUUCCCUGUUCCUCCAUCGCGCGGCGGCUGCUGGAAGUGCCAAUGCACACGCCUUGCUCGGCACGCUCGCGGACGCGCGCGGCGCCGACAGCUCGGCGAUCGAGCACUGGACCGCGGCCGCACGGGCCGGCCACGCGUCGGCGGCGGACGCGCUCGCCGACGCGCUCGAAAGCGAUGUGUGGCGGGAACUCGCGGACGUCGAUCCGUUCGCGAGGCGCCAGGUGUAG
Pelagomonas calceolata is the source of this 1562-nucleotide messenger RNA. The record is from the annotation of a GenBank genome assembly. NCBI's taxonomy places the organism in Eukaryota, Pelagophyceae, Pelagomonadales, Pelagomonadaceae.